CAGUUUUACUAAAUCACGCGCUGUAAGGAGCGUCGGUUUUGGUUGAAUGAUUCCGCAGAGUCGGAGCGUAAAGAUGAGAGAUUUGAGUCGGUAAUUGCAUAAAUACGGUGGUUGUUGGAACCUUCGUGACAGAACGAAUGAUCUUUCUCUUCUAUGGACUUGAGAUGAAGUAGGGCCACCAUAACCAUAAUUCACAAACCAACUUCUCCUAUGGAAAAUCCCAGAUCUUAAUACGAGUUACUGAGUUAACUCGAUGUUAGAUUGAAGACAGUGACACUUUUUGAUAUUGCACCGUAGAUUUGUAUCUGAGAAGGUUCCCUACACCGAAUGAUCCUACUUUUGGCUGAAGGAUCGCAUCGAUUUCUAUCAUUUGAUUGAUCGAGCAGUACUUUCUCUAGUAUUCAGCACAAGCCAAUCAUUGUGUAGUGACCUGGUUAUCAUAACCUAGAAUGUCACAGGAGUUUCAGUCCACAGCCCAUAGUGGUGUGGGCAGUCAUAUAUUGCUUGACCAUUCCGUUCAGGCAGUAUGUUCUUUAUGCCAAAAGAUCCUUUCACAUGAUAAUGAGGCAGCUGGUGAUCUUGAAACGAUUGGCAUUUGUGGUGACUGUAAAUUUUUGUUUUCUGAAGAUCUGGAUACCCCAUCACGUGAAUCUCGUCGAAGGAGACUACCACGCCGAAGAAGAACCAGGUAUAGCAGUAGUGAGUCCUCAGAAAAUACUUUUUCCCAACAAUUCUCACAGGUGAUCAAUCUGGUGAGGCAAAAUGAGUCGACUAUCUCUGCAUAUGAGGAUUUGCCAGUAGAAGGUGAUCCUACCGGUAGGUUAUUGCAGCACCCGAGUUCCCGGAUUACUCCAAUGGGGUCUAGAAGAUGUAGGCGGGUGCUCAUUCCCUCUGAUACGAAAAGCGAAGAUUCCGAUAAUGUGGAUUCUUUAUUUGCUGAUAGUGAAUCUAAUGUCAGUUUUGGCUGGCACAAGGCAUUCCAAGGUGACAGUGAUGCCAUUUCUUGUAGCACUUAUGGAGGAGACUCUGAUGCUUCAGUAGAUCUCCAUGGUUUUCUGGACUCAGAGAUGUUUACUCAACCAAUUGAAGGUGGUGAGUUUGACAGUGAUACUGACAUUGAUCCAAUGCAUGUUGGGCUUAACAAUUGGAACUCUGAUGAUCUAGGAAGUGAAGGAGAAGCAGAAGAUGAAGAAGGUGAUGGUGAAUGGGAAGAAGUCCAUGCUGAGGAAGACAUGAUUCCACCUACAGAUGCCAGAUCUCAUAUAAGGAACUUUUCAUAUUCUAGUCGAAGUGGACAAAUGGGUCGUUCUUCUGAAUCCGAUGAUACUAUGCAUUGGGAAAAUAGGGAAGGCAAUCAAACAUAUACCCAUAACAUCUUUGCAAACUCAGAACAAGCUUGGAUGGCUGACGUUGGAGAGUCUACAAAUUAUCUUGAUGCGAGAGUCUUGGAAGAAUUCCUUCAGCAUCUGGUUGAGGAUGACAACUCAAGACUUGGAGUGCCUCCUAGAGAGGUAUCUUUUGUGAAUAGUCUACCUCGUGUGAUCAUUAAUGAGGAACAUGAGAAGCAGCUUGAUGGCUUAGCUUGUGCAAUUUGCAAGGAUAUGCUAGCCAUUGGUGUUGAGGUGAAUCAACUUCCCUGCAAACACCUUUAUCACCCUUCAUGUAUAUUGCCAUGGUUGCGUUCUCGAAACUCAUGCCCCCUUUGUAGAUAUGAGCUGCCAAUUGAUGAUAAAGAUUAUGAAGAGGGGAAGUGUAACACUACGAGUAGAGUGGAGAUCAGCACUCACCAUCUGAAUGUGACAGAGGACAGUUUCUCUAGCUCCUCAUCUGACAGGGCAGAGGAAGAGCUCGAAUUUAAUGAAGGUAGAUUAGAGCAGAGAGGGCUGCAGGAUGUGGAACCAGAAGCAAAUAGCUCCAGAAAGCAGAGUGGUAGGAGAAGAUGGUUUUUUCUUGCAGCAGCUCCAGUUGUCGGUCUUGUGGGCAUUGUUCUUGUCUUGUGGUUAGGAAACCUUGGAACAGAAAGAAGAGGAUUUUCCACCGCCCUCCGGCCCCUCCCCCAACAAAGCCAACAAAAUCUUCAAAUUAAUGGCUCCUUAUCCAACGGAAGGGAGAAUAGGAGCAGGAGAUGGUGGUCACUGUUCUAAAAAAUUUCUUUUAUGUUCUCUGAUAAAAUAUGUUAGUUUAUGCUGAUGCUUUUUCUUCCCAUCUUGUUGGUUUGAGACUUUUAUGCUAUCCUCACGGCUUAGAUUGGUUAACACCUGCAUGAUUUUUAAACUCUGACGUAUUAAAUCCAUGUUGUCUGCUUAAAUAUUUUUGCUCCUUGCAGUAGCAAUGCAAUGUGGGUUGGAGAAUGAGAAUUUGAAGACAAAAUUUAGUUUGAAUUUC
Humulus lupulus (European hop) is the source of this 2385-nucleotide messenger RNA. RefSeq lists its product as uncharacterized. Gene Ontology annotation, biological process: protein ubiquitination. Bases 450 to 2144 code for a protein of 564 amino acids. Gene Ontology annotation, cellular component: cytoplasm. The transcript has 3 exons. The record is from RefSeq and is a predicted model, not a curated record. NCBI's taxonomy places the organism in Eukaryota, Viridiplantae, Streptophyta, Magnoliopsida, Rosales, Cannabaceae. Gene Ontology annotation, molecular function: ubiquitin protein ligase activity.